AUGGCUCACCUGUCUUUUUCACUAGCACCAGCUUCACUGGUCCGACUGCAUGAAGCUCUAACAUGUUUGGUCAAAUUCAAUGAAAGCGUCGCCCUCGAGGCCGAAUAUGACUUGCUUCGUUUGAGCGUUCUCAACUCUACCAAAACAGCGUAUUCAGCAUUCGUUCUCGAAGCGGACAGUUUCUUCGAGAACUACACCUUUAGUCCAAGCAGCGACAUAUCGUCUGCAUCCCGCAGUAAUAGGCGUCCAGAUAGAUUCUGUUGUCAGAUUUAUCUCAAAGCACUCCUCUCGGUCUUCAAAGGAAGGACCAGCGAAAAAGACAAAGACACGGCCGUUGAGCGCUGCGAGGUUGAGAUACGUGAAGACGCGCAGCAGACUGAAUGCAGGCUCGUUAUUCGAAUGAUCUGUGGACUGGGCGUCAUCAAGUCAUACAAGCUUACUUAUGAACCUAUGAAUGUCCAACAUGCGAUAUUUGACAGAUCAAGAACGACAAAUAAAUGGACUAUUGAUCCUAAGUUCCUGAGAGAGAUUGCGGACCAUUUCAGUCCGUCUGCAGAGCAAUUAGACAUCCAUCCAGAGGGUGACAAGGUUAUAUUUACUAGUUUCACCACGAAAAUCGCAGAGGGCAAAGAAAUACUCAAACAGCCCGUCCACACCUCCGUCGCCAUCGACAAAAAAGACUUCGAAGAUUUCCUCGCAGAAGACAACCUCCAUAUCGCCAUCAGCAUCAAAGAUUUCAAAGCAGCCAUCACCCACGCCGAAACUGCAAAUGCACUCCUCACAGCCCGCUACACCCGCCCAUGCCGUCCACUGCAAUUGGCGUAUGAGUUCGAAGGCAUCAAGACAGAAUUCACGCUGAUGACGAGAGGCGAGGCAAGUGGUGAUAAUAAUGCCCCGAAUUCCUCGCGGAGUACUGCUCGCGAGUCGUUGGCAAGACAGUCGCAGCCAACGGCGCAGGUGAAUCCGAAUCGACCUGGUCAGACUCCGGAGAACAGGCGGACAGACAUGUUCCCGUCUCUUGCUCCUGCCGCUGCGGCCUCGCGUAGCCGGCCUAUUCGUCCGCUCACGGGAACGCCUUCUGCUUUGAGAGAAACCAAUGACGGGAAUGCGGAGAAUCAGCGUCCCGCAGUAGCGUCGAUGGAAUUUGACAGCCUGUUCGUUCCCGCAGACGAUGAUAGACAGUGGGAUGUACCCAAUGAUGAGGAAGAGUCGGAAGAUAUGCUCGGUUGGGAUGCAACAGCAGAUCAGGAGACGUUCAAUGCGAGUCUUGGUGCGCAAUUGCAAGAUAACGAAUAUCAUACGUCGCGCAGAGACGAGCCAGUUGAGCAGCAGCAGGAUGAUAUGGGCAUUCCACCCACACAGCGCAUGUCCCAGCUCCAUGGUCUUGGUCUCUUCGAUUGA
This is a messenger RNA of Aspergillus chevalieri, 1401 nucleotides long. RefSeq names its product putative DNA repair protein rad9. Gene Ontology annotation, cellular component: checkpoint clamp complex. Gene Ontology annotation, biological process: cellular response to ionizing radiation; mitotic intra-S DNA damage checkpoint signaling; DNA replication checkpoint signaling. The record is from RefSeq and is a predicted model, not a curated record. NCBI's taxonomy places the organism in Eukaryota, Fungi, Ascomycota, Eurotiomycetes, Eurotiales, Aspergillaceae. The coding region runs from base 1 to 1401 and encodes 466 amino acids. The transcript is spliced from 6 exons.